This is a messenger RNA of Strongylocentrotus purpuratus (purple sea urchin), 8471 nucleotides long. RefSeq names its product NFX1-type zinc finger-containing protein 1-like. Gene Ontology annotation, molecular function: zinc ion binding; helicase activity. The record is from RefSeq and is a predicted model, not a curated record. Gene Ontology annotation, cellular component: nucleus; nuclear RNA-directed RNA polymerase complex. The transcript has 4 exons. Gene Ontology annotation, biological process: regulatory ncRNA-mediated heterochromatin formation. Lineage: Eukaryota; Metazoa; Echinodermata; Echinoidea; Camarodonta; Strongylocentrotidae. The coding region runs from base 80 to 5551 and encodes 1823 amino acids.
GAAUGAGGUACAACAGCAUCUCCUUUGGGAGGCUCUAGCAUUUAUUUGUGGAGCUCUAGGUGCAGAACAAACAGUGAUCAUGCUCCUGACAAUGGCCCUCGACUCCAAACUCUGUCGUCAGCAUUUACUCACGUUUUUGACCAAUCUCAGGCGUCCAAGAGAAAACAUCGGCGCAAGGCGGUUAAACCUUUUGAAGAAUGUCAUCACUGUCUUCCACUCAGCCAUGCAAAGUUUGCCAAGCCGUGCUUCAGAUCUCAAAGUUGCAGUCACUCUCAUCUCCGAUGCUGUAGCAGACAUGGAAGAAGACGAUAAACGUGAUGACAUCAUGGAGUCAAUAAAGUCGUUGAGUAGUCACAUUGAGGACAUUGAAAAAGAGAGGGAAAAAAAGAGACAGAUGGAUCGCAUUUCUAAGAACCCACCCCCUGACGACUUCCGCCAGCAAAACAUUCUUCCCACUGUCAAGGAAUUGCAACCCGGAUAUCAGCCGUUUCUCCGUCCUCAUCUGACGAGAGGUGUAUAUGCCGAUGCAGAUCACUACCUGGAUGUUCAGUUCAGACUUCUGAAAGAAGACUUCAUCUACCCUCUUCGCAAUGGGAUAUCAGAGUACCUAACUUUCAAGAAGGCGAACCCUGACAGACGGGCCAAACUUCAGGAUGUGCGAAUCUACGAGGAAGCUCACUACGAAAAAUCUGUCCGUGAUUUCUCCGGAAUUUCACAUUACAUGGCUUUCAAGAAGUUACCUCGUGUCCGAUGGCAAUCGACAAAACGACUCAUGUACGGAUCAUUGCUCAUUCUAUCAACGGAUGAUUUUAAGUCCUACAUAUUUGCUACAGUGGCCAAACGGGACGUAGCAGAUCUAGAGAAGGGAAUGGUAGCCAUAGCAUUGGUCGACCGAGAAGAUGAAGAUGCAUCAUGUCUACUGAAUAAAAGUUUUGUGAUUGCAGAGUCAUCUGUCUUCUUUGAAGCUUAUCGCCCAGUUCUCCUGGGUCUCCAACGAAUGUCUGGCCCAUGCUUGCCGUUUUCCCAGUACACUUUGAGCAUGAUUCACGAUGUAAAGCCACCCAGGUAUCUCCAAGAUCGGAUGGUAACUGAAGACGAUGAAAUGUUCAUCAAUCCAUGUAGCAUCAAUAUCUCACCUCUGCUGAAAGGCAACCGACGAUACUCUCCAAAAAUCGACGUGCUUGACGAUGGUGCUUGGCCUGAUAUUGAACAUGUACAGCUCGACCAAUCACAAUAUGAAGCUGCCAAGACUGCUCUCACCAAAGAACUUUCUGUCAUACAGGGUCCACCAGGUACCGGCAAGACGUACAUAGGUCUAAAGAUCGUAGAGACUCUUCUCCUCAACAGAGAAGUCUGGUCAAGUGAAGAAAACCCUAGCCCCAUCUUACUCGUGUGCUACACAAACCAUGCACUGGAUCAGUUUCUGGAGGGUAUCUUAACAUUCCAUCGCACUGGCAUCGUUCGAGUUGGAAGCCGUAGCAAGAGUGAGCAGUUGCAGGCCUUCAACCUUAAUCGGAUGGUCGGUCGGAGGGGAGUACACGAUGAAGAGUACGUUCAGCGAAGGGUUCGUCAUGUCAAGAAAGAAGUUGACGCUACAAGGAGACGUGUGGAGAGAACGCAAGCCAGGAUAGAGGGUGCAAGAAAUGGGAUCAUCAACGAGUAUGAACUAGGCCCUUUUAUGUCAUGGCAGCAUUACAACAGCCUCCUGCGUCUUUCUCAUCUGAAACAGUUAAACUCCUGGCUUGUAGAGUGGCUUCUCUGUGAGAGUCAUAAUGACAGGGAUUGGAACCAGCAAGAGAAACGGGAAACACUAGAACAGAGAGAUAACAUGCAAGAAGAUGAGAGGGAAGAAAGCACCAAGCAUGCUCCUGUGGCAAAUGAAGCAACAGUCGAGGUAGAAUAUGAACGAAGUGCCAUCGAGUCUGAAAGAAUGAUUGACGACGAAUAUGGUGAGGAAGAUUCUGAUGAAGAGGAAGAUGAAGACUAUCCUUUCCUAGGCCUUGACUUAAAUGUUCUGAACAAACCAGAGCACAGUAUCUUGCGGAGGUUCAUCCAAAGGAAGAUGUCUGGAAAAGAUGUCAUCGAUCCACGUGCUCUUCAAACGAUUAUGGAUGUCUGGAGUAUGCAUCCAAAUGAUCGAUGGGCACUCUACCAUAUUUGGUUGCAAAACUACCUACAUCAGUUGAAAGGGAAACUGCAAGCAUAUGACCUCAAAUUCAAGCAACUUUGUGGUCAGCUAGAUGAGGCAAAAGGCGUAGAGAAAUACCACGUCCUCCGACAGGCAACUAUAAUCGGUAUGACUACAACUGGAGCAGCUAAUCACCAGCAGGUUUUGCAGAGAGUCCGGCCAAAGAUCGUUGUAGUAGAGGAAGCAGCUGAGGUACUGGAGGCACACAUCAUCACGGCAUUAAAUGCUUCAUGUCAACAGCUGAUUCUCAUUGGAGAUCAUCAACAACUUCGUCCGAAACCAAACGUCUUCCUCCUGGCCAAGAAGUAUCAUCUGGACGUUUCAUUGUUUGAAAGACUUAUCAACAAUGACUUUCCUUACUCACAGCUUGAGUUGCAACAUCGGAUGCGUAUCGAGCUUUCGGGUCUGAUGAGAAGGCACUUCUACGACAACCUUCAUGAUCAUGACACGGUGAAGCAAUACGGAAGUGUGAAAGCAGUUCAAAAGGAUAUCUUCUUUCUAGAUCACGCAGAACCAGAAAAUGAAAUGGAAGAUACACAGAGUCACUACAAUCUCCAUGAGGCCGGACUGGUAGUAGCGUUGUGUUACUACUUCAUGCAGCAGGGGUAUGAACCUGAUAAGAUUACAAUCCUCACAGCUUAUACAGGUCAGCUACUGAAAAUCAAGCUCAUGAUGGAUCGUAGCAAGUUUGAGGGAGUCAAAGUUACCUCAAUAGACAACUACCAGGGAGAAGAGAAUGAUAUCAUUCUCUUGUCCUUUGUGAGGAGCAACAAUCAUGGGCGCAUUGGAUUCUUGGGGAUUUCGAACCGAGUUUGUGUCUCAUUGUCAAGAGCAAAGAAAGGGCUCUACUGCGUUGGAAACUUCACCCUCUUCGCAGAAAAGAGUGAGCUAUGGAAGGGAAUAGUAAGAGAUCUAGAAGGAACGGGAUCAAUCGGAGAUUCCCUUACGCUGCAAUGCACCAAUCAUCCAGAGAUGAGGACAGCGGUGAAAACUGCCGAUGACUUCAAGAAGGUACCACUAGGAGGAUGUAGUAGAGACUGUGAUACCAGGCUUGACUGUGGACACGUUUGUCGAUUAAAGUGUCACCCAACGGAUCUAAAGCAUCUCGUUUACAAGUGCAAGGCUCCGUGCUCCAAGGUUAUCUGUGAGAGAAACCACAAAUGCCCAAAGCUCUGCUCAGACCUUUGUUCGACCUCUUGUUCAGUCAUUGUGGAGAAGAUUCUGCCCUGCCGUCAUGUCUGUAAAACGGAGUGUAAGACCGACAUUUGGUCCAUCACAUGCGAGGAAAAGGUUGACAAAACUUUAAGUUGCUCACACGUCCAUCUUCUUCCAUGCCACAUGCCAACUGAGGGACUUGAAAAGAAGUGCAAAGUCCUUACCAAAAAGGAAUUGCAGUGUGGCCACAGUAAGACAGAGAAGUGUAAUGGAAGUGGUCGAUGUGAUGAGAUAGUCUUGAAAGUUCUGGAAUGUAACCAUAUCUGCCAAGCAGCGUGCCAUAAAGAUCCAGAGGACAUCAGAUGCAAGGAAAAUGUUGAGAAAACACUGCCAUGUGGACACACGCAUACUCUUCUCUGUUCCGCAAGUAUUGACAAUGUUCGGUGCAACACGAUUAUAGAGAAGUGCUGUCAUAACAGUAAAUGUUCCGAAGUAGUAGAGAAAACCUUGCCUUGUGGUCACAACUUGAAGAUGAUUUGUUCGACCGAAGUAGAAACAGUAGUAUGCAAAGCAAGGUGCAGUAAGGAGCUUCCAUGUGGCCACAUUUGCAAGGAAAGGUGUGGGGUGGAUUGCACAGAGAACUGCACAGAGAUGAUCACCAGAGAUGACUGGCCAUGUGGUCAUGAGGUAACCGUUAAAUGUUGCGACGAAAGCGACGCAUGCUACAUCGCCUGUGAGGAGAUCUUGAUAUGUGGGCACAAGUGCAAAGGGACCUGUGGAAAAUGCUCACAAGGUCGUUAUCACCACCCCUGCAUUGAGACAUGUAAGAAAAAGCUGGUGUGCGGACACGAAUGCGCCCUCAAGUGCGGUGCACCAUGUCUUUACUGUAAAAUGAAAUGUCUGCGGCGUUGUCGUCACUCGCAGUGCAAGCAUCCGUGCAGUGAGCCAUGUGAUGUUUGUACGAAACGUUGUAACUGGAAAUGUGAGCAUCACGAGUGCAAGACGUUGUGCUGCGAACCUUGUGACAGACCUCCAUGCAACAAGCCCUGUCCGAAGAAACGGAAAUGCGGUCACCCUUGCAUCGGUCUUUGUGGUGAGAUCUGCCCCAAUAAAUGUCGCAUCUGCGACAAAGAAGAUUUGGAGCAACGUUUCUUUGGGACCGAAGAUAUCCAGACGGCAAGGUAUAUUCAACUAGAAGACUGUGGACAUUACUUUGAGGUAGAAGGACUUGACAAGUUCCUGGGACUCGGCAUAAAAUCCAACGGUGCAGAAAUAUUUACCAAACUAUCGGUAAAAACCUGUCCAAGAUGCGAGAAACCCAUCCAGUUAAGUCGUCGCUAUAGUAAUCUCUUGAGAGAAUCUUCAGCGAUCAAGCCGCGAAUCGUGGAAAAGCUACAGGGUGCUCGCAAUAGCAAUGAAUACAAUCACCUCCUCCGUAAAGUCAACUCAGCCGUCAUGUCGGCGAGAGAAACCAUUCGGCUUUUGUCACCCAAAUCACCACUAGCGUUGAGUAGAUACUCGCUAUCAUCGCGAUUGGGGUCAUUGGUAGAGAGUAGAAAGUCAACGGCGAACCAGCCAUUUUUGGACAUGCUUCAUGAACUACUCCUGGCAUCAACAGAGGAACUGGACAGACAUAGCAAGUCAUUGCCGAAUGUACUCGUAGAUCAGCACGCGAACGACCUCUGGAAUGAGAUGAAUCGAGUGACGAUCAUGUGCGACUUGGCCGAAGUACUGAGGGGAGGAGCAACAGAAUCAACCAGAGUACCCAGACUUCUCAAAAUCCUAGGUCGGGAUAGGAAUAUGACAUUAGCACAUCUCCUCCUCAAUGGAAUUCGCAUUGUUAAUGGGAUCAGCAAUACUGGCAGUGUCCUACCGACUUUCAAACGCCCUCCGCGUCUUUCCUUAGAAGUAACCAUGUGGUUUACUUGUGCCAAAGGACAUCCCGUUUCGAAUGAUCAGCUCAAGAAGGGCGCGUGCGAGGACUGCGACGUGGCUGAGCAGGAGAGAGUCCGCUCCGAGGCUUCUGCAGCUGCAGGACAACCAGGUGACCAUAGACAGAAUGUGCCCAGUCAUCAAGGUGUUGGUGGUCAGCAAGGCCAGCGGGGUAGGGGACGAGGACGUGGAAGAAGAGGUCGAGGUGGAAGAGGUGGUCGAGGUGGAAGAGGUGGUCGCAGAGGAGGACACCAAAGAAACUAUGUCCCGUUUUGAGCCCGAAUACGCGAUCAGAAUAUCCGUACAUCAGAGAUUGCUAGUCAUUUUGCAUGAAGAUGUAUACAAUCAAUAUCAAACACGGUUUAUGAAUUACACUGACCUUCGUAUCAUCGAUGUUUAUCCAGAUAAUGCUGUAUUGAAAGAUUGUAAUUGAUCCAAGCUAUUACAUUGUUCUUUGAGAUGAAUAACGCGCGGGGAAUAAUUGAUAACGUAUUCGUAGUACACUGAUUUGCCGAAAUCUUUUUAAUCUGUUAAAAUGUAUUGGUCGAAAUAUCCUUUAUCUAAAUUAAUUUUCCUAAUUUAUUUGAAGGGCUUUUGAAAGAUAUGCGAGACUACAAUGUCCACAGCAAAAAGAGAAAGCAUUUUAUGUGUCAUUUAAAGGAUUGAAAUUGUAAGAUAUCGAAACAAUUGGUAUUGACCAAAUGAGCACUGGCUAGGCUCUGCAGGAGCACACAAUUGGCCUGAGCAGAGAAAUACUAAUUUAAGAGACUGCGUCAAAGUACAUGUGAACCAUCAUUUUUGCAUGUGCGUUAUGAGGUAUGAAUAAUCGUUUCGUAACGUAUGUAAAUAUUCUUUAUAUUUUCAACUUAUAUCUCAAUCGGAUCAUUUGCUGUAUAUCCUUUCGCUUCGCUGCCCGCAGAAUACUAAAACAUCACUCGACUUUAUCAAACAAUGAUAUAGUGCGAGUUUUUCAACCCUACCAGCGCAUUAAGAUAUGUUUUACCGCGCACUGUCCCUGUUCAAUACUUGUAAGUACUGUAAAAAUAUAGAAGAACGCAGCAAAAUAUAUGUCCUUAUAAGAAUACAAAGUCGUAUCAAUAUGUUGUAAAUAGAUAUCCACUGUCUUGAUCUUCAAUAUACAUGCACUUAGGUGUACAUCUGUUUACAUCAAGCAAGAGUAGAGUAUCACAAUUGGAGAAAGAACUUUUAAAAUAAUGAUAUUGAUCGUAUCCAAACGAUUCAAAGUUGUUUUAAAGCCAAACUGUACUAUAGGAGCCCAACCGCAAAAGCCCUUCUAGCACCAUCUCAGGUCAACUGUAGCAGUAUGGUCUCGUAACUCGCUGCUUUCAUAGCAGCGCUGUUGGUUUUCGCAUCGAGUCCUCUGUCUGCGAAGUGGAAAUUAUUUAUUUGGUUACACAGUGUUGGCAAGUUGACCAUGAGAUGGUGAUGUAUAAUUAACAGUAUGUUAAGCCAGAAAGUUCAUCAGUUCAGUAUCGCUUUAAGUUGGCAAACAUGUGAAAAUGCUGUUGUGUUUAAUAUGCAAUGUUGAUAAGGUUGAUCAGUAUGUACCCUUAAACGUGUAGUGACAGGCGAAUUGUGAGAAUUAACAUAUGAAUGUUGUCUCUUGGUCGAUAAUACAUGAACCACCAUCCUACUCAGAAAAUGAGUAUGAAACAUACCCCCAAUAUUUAAAUAGAACAGUAGAUGUACAUGUAGGUUAUUUCGGGUAGAGCAGUGCUUCAUGCAGUCACGAUUCAUGUUUAAAAGUUAUUUGAAUAGUACCCAUGCUUUUUUGUGUAAUCGAUAGGUUUAAUUAGAAGCGAUGAUAUUGUUCAGAUUAAACAAAAUAUGUCCAAAUAUUUUGUUACUGUAUUUAUUCAAACGAAAAAUGGUUAAAACUUGAGCAUUUACUGUCUCGUAUUAUGUACAUAUUAGUUUAAAAAUCAUAAUCAAUUAUUUGGGUUUCAAGGAAAUAACAACAGUGCCCUCAAUUGUAUAAUGAUUAAUAUAAGGAAAGCAAUUUUUGCAGCCAAAUGUAAACAGUGUUUGCCAGUUUUUGAACACAUAGUAUCAGCGAUAAAGUGUUAUUUAGAUAUGAAAAAAUAUAUAUGUAAAACAAACUUGAAUUACCUGUAAUACAUAGCGUUUCUGUUUGUCAUUUCGCCUGAUUUUUUGGGCCAAGUAAAUCUGUGAUAUUUUAAAAUUGAACUGCAAUUUGUAACUGAUAUCUACAGGUGUAUAAAUGUUUGUUCUUAUCAUAUUUUUAAUGUCAUUUUGAUAUAGUUUAAUAAAGGAACCCUGUGGAAGGGGGAAAAUAAAAAAAAUAAAAAAAUAUAUAUAUGCUCGAGGUCAUCCAGUUGGUGAAACAUAUCGUAUCUAUUGAAAUAUGAGAUAGAAUCGGGACAUAUAUGUAGUAAAUUAAGCUAGUUUAUUGGUGGAUAUAAACACCACAAAAUACAUACAAUAUCAACAUUUCUAAUACGUAUACAUAUCAAAAUUUUCAUUAAAGGUUUUGUGGAAUUCUUCAUUACAUAAAGAAUAAAUUUCCAUCAUAUAAAACCAGUAAUCUACUAUUAACGUUUUGAAGGUUCGACAAGGAAGAGUAGUGUAUUAGAUGAAAGUCAAUCAAAGAAUGAUAGCCCAAAUUGAAUAAUAUUUACAAGUGACACGUACUAAAUUAUGGAGAAAUUAAUCUUGUCAGAAUUCGGGAAGAAAGGUUGACAUUAUAUUAUAAUACUGACUUUAUAUCCUCACGAUCGUUUAUUAUAAUAGCAUGAUUAAUUGGUGUUCAAUUUUAUGAUGGAGAUUAAUUCAACCUAGGUGUAAACUCAUCAGUCGUCAUGAAACAGAGCAAUGACCAAAAAAAUGUUUUUUUUAUUUUAAUUUUAUGUUUUACAACUUUCGUGUGGACACAACUUUCAUGCCGGAUGUGUGUGCAGUGUCAUAUACUCAUUUUCGUACGUGGUUCUUGUGAUUUUCAACAAUAUUCAGUCAAUUUCUUUUUAAUUUUGAUCGUUUCAAAACUCACAGCAUAUAUCAAGUCAUAUGUACUGCAUAAUCAUUUCAGCUUUUGUUCACAUGACUAUAGAUUGGUAUAACAUGACCACAGAACUCAAGUUUUUGUGUUUCUGCUGUUGUUCAGAAUCAUGUAUCGAAUCACAAUAUAAAUAAACUUGUUAUGCUUAUUAUCUCCGAA